Messenger RNA from Salarias fasciatus (jewelled blenny), 803 nucleotides. It is a transcript of the gene gng3, whose product is annotated as guanine nucleotide binding protein (G protein), gamma 3. The transcript has 3 exons. Lineage: Eukaryota; Metazoa; Chordata; Actinopteri; Blenniiformes; Blenniidae. Gene Ontology annotation, molecular function: G-protein beta-subunit binding. Gene Ontology annotation, cellular component: heterotrimeric G-protein complex. Bases 211 to 438 code for a protein of 75 amino acids. The record is from RefSeq and is a predicted model, not a curated record. Gene Ontology annotation, biological process: G protein-coupled receptor signaling pathway.
CACAUCCAGUGCUCAUUGUGGCAGAAUUGCAGUGCACUGGACUGUACAGAGCAGGGUACCAUCCAGGCUGUUGUCUGUGAGGGGUGGGGUCCGGCCACACUGAUACCACCUAACAUAAGCUCACAGAGGGAUACAGAGAGGCCGAAAAAGACAGAGAGAAAGAGAGAGAAGAGGGGGGAAGACUGCACCUGAAGAGGAAUAUAAUACGGAAUGAAAGGAGACACCCCAGUGAACAGCACCAUGAGCGUCGGCCAGGCCAGGAAGCUGGUGGAGCAACUGAAGAUCGAGGCUAGUUUCUGCAGGAUAAAGGUUUCAAAGGCGGCAGCCGACCUGAUGGCGUACUGUGACGCACACGCCUGCGACGACCCCCUGAUCACCCCCGUGCCCACCUCAGAGAACCCUUUCAGGGAGAAGAAAUUCUUCUGCGCUCUGCUUUGAGACAAAUCAGGGAUUGUUGUCCAGGCAAAGUACAAGUGUACAGUGUGUACAUGUAUGUACAGUGUGUACAUGUACUUCCGAUCUAAAUAAGACAUUGAUGUACUAUAGUAACCUCGCAUUAAAGCUGCCGAUGUACAGUACAUGAUCUACUAUAAAACCAAAUGUCGAAAUUCUCAAAAUGCAGACACGCGUCUCAAUGGCAGAGGGGAAGAAUUUGCAGCAAAUCUUUAACAUUUAAGACGGAAAUGACAAUAACAUUAAAUAAAAGGCAAGAAGAAUUAAAACACUCCUAAUCAUAAGGCUGAAAACAUUUCAUGCUCUCAUAGAUCAUCGAUAACUGCCAAAAAGAGCGGACAGCGGGCUGG